This is a messenger RNA of Oreochromis niloticus (Nile tilapia), 2588 nucleotides long. Its product is annotated as adenosine receptor A3. Gene Ontology annotation, molecular function: G protein-coupled adenosine receptor activity. Gene Ontology annotation, biological process: G protein-coupled adenosine receptor signaling pathway. The transcript has 2 exons. Bases 79 to 1053 code for a protein of 324 amino acids. Gene Ontology annotation, cellular component: plasma membrane; synapse; dendrite. NCBI's taxonomy places the organism in Eukaryota, Metazoa, Chordata, Actinopteri, Cichliformes, Cichlidae. The record is from RefSeq and is a predicted model, not a curated record.
AUACCACAUUGAAGCUCAGACUCACACUCAAAUAUACUGCACCAUCAACUGACAAUCAUCAGCCAGAUAGAAAGCACAAUGAAUAUGGGAGAAAUGAUUUACACCUUGGUCGAAGUGCUCAUUGCAGUUAGUUGCUGUCUGGGUAACCUGCUGGUCAUUUUGGCACUUUGGACCACUAAAAGCAUCCAACAGCCAACAUUCUGCCUUAUUGCAUCGUUGGCUACGGCUGAUUUUCUGGUUGGAUGUGUGGCCAUACCAUUAGCUGUAGUGGUGGAUGGACGGGUGAAGACUUCAUUCAAUAUGUGUCUCUUCAUCAGCUGUGUGGUCAUCCUGUUCACCCUCGUUUCAGUUCUGUCUCUGUUGGCUAUUUCGCUUGACCGUUUCCUCCGGGUGUAUAUCCCUCUCAGGUACAAAAGGAUUGUGACACAGGGACACUCCUGUCUUGUGGUGGCAGCAUGUUGGAUUGUUGCAAUCCCUCUCAGCUUUACUCCCAUGCUUGGGUGGUACAACCAUCAAACCUUGUCUAAUUCAGCCAAUUCUACAAUUGUCUGCCAGUUUAUAGCCGUAAUUCCCAUGUCAUACCUGGUUUAUUUCAGUUUUUUUUCCCUGAAUCUGAUACCUCUGUUGGUAAUGGCCACGUUGUAUACCUAUGUUUUCUGUAUUAUCAAAGGACACCUUCGAGAGAAACCAGGCAGGGGUAUUCACAAACUGUCUCAGAACUACCUGAGAAAAGAGAAAAAGCUGGCAGGAUCUCUAGCUCUGGUCUUGGCCCUGUUUGCCCUGUGCUGGCUGCCGCUUCACAUAAUGAACUGCAUUGUUUAUUUUGGUGAGGUGACAAAUAUACCACCAAUAGUUUUAUAUAUUGGGAUUAUUCUGUCUCAUGCUAACUCAGCUGUCAAUCCAGUUGUGUAUGCAUUCAAAAUACAAAAAAUUAAGAGAGCUUAUCUGAAGAUCUGGAGACAGUGUGUUUCACGUGUUGCUGAAAAUCAAGAAUCUCAGACAAGCCAAAUGACAGACAAAAGAUCCAGCAGUCACAUUGUGUCAAAUGACUGAAGGCAGAUUUCUGUGUUUUCUUGCUUUUUUUGUUCUAAUUAUAAGGCUGAUUUUUUGUUGUCUUUUUUUUCCGAUCAUAUCUUUGACAAAGUAUAAGGAUUAGUAUAUUUUUUUCAUUGACUUGUUGGGUACUUUAUUCAAGUAAUACUAUAAAACAAAGUACUUUUUGUGAUAUCUGAUUGUUGUCUUUUAAAAUAUCUAUGCUUCAUCUAGUUUUUUUUUUAUACAAUAUGUAAAUUUUGUAUGUACCGCUUCGUUGGUUUUCAUGCUUUUUUCACCUAUAUUCUCUUUAAGAUUUUAUCUUUGUUUUGAAGAUUUAAGGAAAUCCUUACUCACAUCUGGAACUAUGCAGCACAGGAAACAACUGUACAUGUACUUAAUUUUGUAUUACCAGUGUAGAUUAAAGCCUAAGAGGAAGUGAGACAUUCAACUGACAUCUGCUUUCACGAGCGGUCUCCGAGUUCCAUUUUAAAACUGUCGUAUUAUGGCAAGCACAUUUUUAGUUUGUCCAAGCAAGUUAUCAGUGCAACCAAAUAGUUUAUCAUAUGCUGCAUGUGAUACAGAGAUGUAUAUUUAAGAAUGUCCUCACUUAAGCAGAUGGAAAGGUUUAAAGUCAUUGUGUGUUGAACAUUUAUGUGAUUUAUCCUUAUUAUGGAAGAAUAAACAACAUUAAAGUCCAUGCCACACUCCCAUUUCAGUGUUCACAUUAAGUUUUGUAAAUUUGUAAAAGCUGGAGCAUUGUGUCUGAAAACACAAGUUGUUUGUGAAUUUGUUAUAAGAGAAAUUAUCAUGCACUUAAAAUUCCUCUUCAUUAUGAAGUUUGCUGGGUCAUCUUUUGUAACAAUAAAAGAAAAGAAUAGUGCAGAUGGCCAUAGCAAGUGUGACCGUGAUGCCAUUAUUUCACAAACAAAAAUAACCAUAAAAACAUUUUUUAAAUGAGAGAUAACCUCCAGCCCCCCAUGACCCUGAAUUUGAUAAGUGGAAGAGAAUGGAUUCAUGGGUUUCUUAUAAAUGCACAGCACAAUUUAUGCACAUUUUCUAUUCAAACUUCAAAGUUACUUUUCUAAACCUUUGCACCUCUGCAAAAAUCACAACAAACAUAAACAUAAUAAACCAAAAUUCUUGGUGUUGUUUCAAAUGACAAUCCAAAUAGCUGAUAAGGAUUUAGGAAAUAUUUAUUGAAAUGUAAGAGCAGAGAAAGGCAACUUACUUUUAAGAAUUCGUGGAAAAUAUAAAAACAGUAAUAUCUGUUUUAUCCUUUUAGUUUUGAUUUCACAUCUACAGUUAUUAUGCCAUCGUGGGUUACACCCCAAUUGUGAUUGUUUUUUACGGUUAUGCCACAAAUUGUCAUGGUGAACAUAAUACCUGGUUUGCACAAUUAUCCUAUCAUUGAUAUUUUGUUGUUUGUUAUUUGUAUUACAUGAUGUCUGUUAAAAAAACAAACAACAAAAAAAAACACUUGCACUUCUAAAUGAAGACAAAAGCUCAAUUCAGUGAUUAAAAGAUUUAAAGUCAUAUUUUAGAUAUGAAAAUAA